This is a messenger RNA of Ylistrum balloti, 870 nucleotides long. RefSeq lists its product as uncharacterized. The coding region runs from base 1 to 870 and encodes 289 amino acids. The transcript has 5 exons. Lineage: Eukaryota; Metazoa; Mollusca; Bivalvia; Pectinida; Pectinidae. The record is from RefSeq and is a predicted model, not a curated record.
AUGAAAGAAAUACCAUAUAAUACAUGUGAUGAAGACGAUGAAGACUCGCUUAUUUGUGAAGAGGUCAGCUGUCAUAGUUUGUUUGAUAUGACGUUAAGGAAUUUUCAAGAUAAGUUCUGCCCAGUAGAAACAGAUAUUCGACCCAUCAAGUGUAUCGAUAUUAUAAAUGCCACACUGCAACCAACAGCAAGCUGUCACAUUGGACACGACUUCGGACACAAUGACAGUUUCAUUCACGUUCGUGAAGGCUGUGUAGCCACAUUCAAGACUUGCACUGAUAAAGCUUUUCCAGUUGUUAAACCUUCUACAAUCGGACGUCCACCUUUGUCUUCCCCGUUCCGACAACCCGAAGACGGAAAUGGCGAUGAAGACGCUCUGACAAUAGGAUUAGCUGUAGGAUGUGGUCUUGUUGCCAUAGUAGCGAUUGUCUUGAUUUUGGUAUAUCAUCAUCGGCGAAAGCACAGCGAUGAUAAAGAAAACAAAACGGAUAAUAAUAAAAAGCCGAGUGCCAUUACAUCUGGUGACCAUGUUUACACGGAUAUAACGACUUUGGAGGGUGUUACUAGCGGUGCGGUGAUGUUGAGACAGGAGGGACCAGGAUAUUACGUUACAAUUGCAGAUGAAAUAGACAAUUAUGAUCAUUGUAAACAGCAAUCACUGGACAUUGAACAACACUCAGGAAAAACGGACACGUAUGAUACCCUUAAUUCUCAGCCAAUGAACGUCUGUGUUAUAAAUGACGACACAUACAAUACAACCCGAGAGACUACGUAUGAUCGAUUACAUACCAAAGAAAACCCGUCAGUUCCGGGGAAUUAUGAUGUACUUCCGGGAAAUCAUGACGUACUUCCUGUUCAUGACAAUAUGUGA